GUAAGGAAAUAAAUUAAUUAUGUUAAUAACGUUUCACCGUAAUGAAUUUUAGUAUAAUUAGCAAAAUCUUGCAAAAGCGACUAUGAAACAUGUGUAAAUAUUUUUUCGUAACACAUUCUUGCUUUCUCUUAUUCACUUUUUUUAGCGUUUUUUUUUCAGAGAUUUUCAGUGCUAAUAACUCAACUUUUUAAAUCUUCAGUAUUAAUAGCUAUUUCUAUUUUCUAAAGCCGUUUCUAUUUUCUACAAAUUCGUAUUCGAUCGCGUGUAUCACGAGGAUACCUUGACUAGGCGAAAAUGUGAUUUGCAAGUGAAAGAAGACGUGCGUGUAUUUUACGGUCGUUUCGCGAAUACUUUGCGAGCACUCAUUGUUAAAAGUUUGGAUAAGAAAUAUUCGAGUUCGGACAUAAAUAUGUUUAGUGUUACGGGCACUCUAGCUUAUCUCUUCUGUUCAAUAGUAUUAAAUUACCGUGCAAACUAACAGUGUUGCUGCACAGAAUUAUUUUUACUUAGUAUCAAUGUUAAGUUCUUAAAAUAUUGAUUAAUUGAUAUUUGAACCUAUUUAUUCCUAUAACUUAAUAAUUAUUAGUUUUAUCCAACAAUUAAAAUUAUAACGUAGUUAGAACGGAACAUAAUGUUCCGGUAAAGCAACAGAAAUGUACGAAAUGCAAUUAUAAGAACGCGUUAAACAUUAGUUACACGCUACAUACUCGCUUUAUAUUAUACAUACAUACUGCAUACAAAAUUACGGAAAUUUUCCGGAUAUAACAAAUCGUCAGGCAGCCUUUUAAUAAAAAAAUCAGAUCUUUCUUAAUUAGUUGAUUUCCUUAAUAUCCAACACAUAAUAUUUCAAAUAAAGUUAUGAAAAAUAAAAUAGAAUUUUCUAAAUUCAAUAAACGAAUGUAUUUUCUUCGAUUACAACGCAUUGUAACGUUAAAAUCGAAGUGAAGAAGAACACCAGUUUUUUUUUUGUAUAAACAUUUAUUAGAGUUUUAUUAGUAUAUGUAAAUUUUUUUUUUAAUUCGUAAUGCUACUUUCCCAUAACAUUUGCAAAUAAGUACUUACAUAGUUUUACAUAAGAAUCAAAAGCAAAUAAAAAAUUAAGUAAUUUUUAAACUUAUAACAGGUUUAGGUUUAAAUUUUAUUCAAAAGUAGUAAUAAAAUAAUUUAUAAAAUUAAAAAACUUUUUGAGAAUAAGUUGAGACGUAACACAUACAUCCUUAAUUAUUAUUUACAUUAUCGCUCCUUAUUUCACCUUAUUGUUUAACUUCGAUUUAAGUAUUACACGAUAAAUUUCAUUCUAGUAAUUCGUUAAACGAGAAAAUUAGAAAUAUUACACAAUGUAUUUUGAAAACUAGAAAAGAGGAAGGAUCUGCCGGGGCCACGUGCACUGUUUCCGCGACUUCGCUCGCGUGAUAAUCGCGCAAUCGAGAGCUGGAUUAUAUUAACCUGGUUACGAGCCGUUGAUAUGAGGAAGGUAUUAGAGUGUGGAGAACGGAAUGGGACGCGACCGGAGAUCUUUUCCGUUGUAAGCAGAACGGAACCGAGCGUUAAUCCGCCUGUGCUAACGAUCUCUGAAAAUGUAUCUUUUGACGUAAGAACCGCCUUCAUCAAGAACCGCCAAUUUUUGAAGCUUAAAUUCGAUAAAGUCGCUAAUCUAAUAAAGAAAUAAAGUAAUAAAAGAUUCAUUUAAAGUGUCAUACUAUUCUAAGAUAUUAAAAAAUUACAGAGACAGAUGGAUGAAACGGGACGACAAAAACAGUCCUAAAGAGAUAUUUUUGUUUUGUAAAAUAAGAAACAAAAUAAAAUUUGAAAUAAUCUGUAGUCCAACAUAUUCUCUAAAUAAUAAAAAAAGAUGUUAUAUAGGGAAAUAUUUUUUUUAAGUCAACACGGUGCGGAUACGUCAUCAGAGUUAUGAUAGACAUGUGAAUUUCUCACAUUUGACAUUGUUAUAAAAUGAAAUGAUGCACGAAAUCGACAUUUAUGAUGGAUAGGUGAAGGAUUUAUGUCGCUUUCGAUCAAAUAAAUCUUAAAAAAUGCAAAUAUAUUUGUAUUAUUAUUAUUUAUACUGUGUGUAAGUUAUGUGUGUUAUAUAUAAAACAAAUUGAUAAAAUAUAACGUUUUUAGUCAAUAUUGCUUCUUUAACAAAUUAUUUUUUGUUCGCGACUUUUAAUAAAAAUCUCUUUAAACAAGUAAAAGUGUAUUUCAUGUUGCAUUAAUCUCGUUUUGAACGUGUUAUUUAGAUGUGUACAAUAACAUUUGUCGUAUACAAAUAUAGGCAACAAAUUCACACUCGUGUUGUUGCAUUCUGUUUAUGAAAUCAUGUGUAGAGACUGCGUUUAUUCACAAUAUGAUUUAUACAUACACAAUACCAUCAUCAAUAUACCAUUUUGUUUACACGAAAAUUUUGCGAUAUAUAAUCGGCGAUUGUUUGUCUUCUAGAGUUAUUGUCUCGAAAGAGAAACGGCAAUAAAUAAGAUCUCUUGAUCAUUCGAAGGGGCAAUUGGUAACCACAAUCGACGAUAACCGCAACAUCUCAGAUGGGAAUUCGGUGCCGCGCUAAUUGAUCGUUUCUUAAGCGACCACAGGCAACAUCCGACAAUUAAUACGCCUCCCUCCACGCAAAUAACGAGACGUUCAUAUGCAUCGCGAUGUGCAUCGUCUGACAGUAGGCUGGCACAUAGAUGGAAGAGGUAAGAAAUUUACCACCACCUAGCCGUCCGGCCUCCCUUCUUCCGACGAUCACACGGUGCGACGCGGUGGUAAAGUUUUCUGUGCCGCCACAGUCUACCAUAAGAUUCUGCUCAAUUAAUAAGUGGCGUGACCGUGGAAUCAACUGACAUUGCGAUCGUAAAUUUUUUUUUUUGUGAUAAUAACCCGAGGUUCUUCGAGCUUCUCUAAGCUUACGAAUCGAACCUGCCAUUAUUAUCUGGAGAUGUACAAUUGACGAGCGACGAGGGAAGUUCCCGAGGGUCUCUCUUCGCGGUGCCGACCAUGGGCGGUGUGCAGAGCGGGACUCAUAAUUUUGGCGAGGCGUUAUGGGUGCAGGAGCGACAGCGGCAGAAGUGCCAUCGAGAGGGCAGUCGUUACGACUCCCACUCGGCACAGUCAACGCAGGACCGCAGGAAGUUGCUGAAGCGUACAAGAAGUCUCGCAGUGAUAUCGGAGGACGAUUCUCGGCAGGAUCGAGAAGCGGCGCACUUUCGGCUAGGCCAAUCGACCUUCGAUUUGCCCAGAAGACACCAAUUGAUACCAAGGGCCAAACUGAUCGAUCGGAAUUCUCUCAAGGACAGACUCUACAAGAGUCAGCAACAUCUUUCAGACUCUUACGACAGAUUCAACGAGGCAAAAUCUUAUCAUUCACGAUCGACGUGCGGCCUUCAUUCGAUUCCGUCGGGUCUCGUGUCUCUUCCAGAUCCAUUGCCUUAUAAUCGACAAAAUCGCACCGAUCCUGACCGACUGAAUAUUCUCGACUGGCCGGAUCCUCCGAGGCGAUACCGCAGCGUACAAAAUUUGGAUACUGUAAGCGGAUUGGUCGACAUUGUCGAAGAUAACUGGCCCAUUGAAGGCAAUCGGAGCAUCGAUUGCAUUUAUACACAGGUGAAGCGCAAGCGCAAGGAACACAGGAGCUUAGACAGCGUUCUCUUCGAAGACGACGGGGAAUUGGAAUACUUCGACGUACUAAAUUUGCUGCCGCUCUCCAAUAUACGGCUGGAAUACAACGAGACCAACUCAUCAAGGGACGAUAAUUUCGCGUGUAAGAAGGUACACGGUUUGCGAGAUUUAAGAGUACUUGAAUUCAACGAGCCGAGCAGGGCGAGCGAGGUUUCGCCGACGAGGAGCAGUAACGCCACGGAUGAGGAGAAAUGUAAGGAGCACACGGUGAACGAGGAUAAUCCCGCUCGAGGCGACGACGAAUCUGGGAAAGAAGGUCACAAAGAUCUCAAUCCGUCCAAGGGAUCGGACUCGAGCCGACGAAAGCAUCGGGAAACCGACGAGAGUUCCGGGGCAGAUUCGGAGAUUAGCACGGCGAACCAAUUCGUGGAUCAGUACGUUCCCUCCUCCUCCUCCUCCUCCAAGGCCGAUCGCAGGGGAGCCAAUGUUGAGAAUUUUGUAACCUCUUGCGAGGAGGUGGGCCACAAGAUCGACGAGGUAAACGGCUACAAGUCGCUCUGGAUCUCGGUUAAUCAGGACCAAAACGAGAUGUCACGACGACCACAAGUUAUCAAAGUUGUCGAUAAUGACGUCACCAGGAGACGCCAUCGACGCUCCAUUGUGGAGAUCGACGCUGUCGUCGAGGACGUGCCAAAAGAUAAGAGAUCGCAGGAGAUUACGGAGGAAGCGAACGACCAUAUCGACGCCUCCGUAAUUAAAUCUAUUAAUAAUGUAAAUGAAGAGGUUCUUGGAAGAAAGGCGAAGGAAGCUACACCGGAAAAUGCGGAAAAUGGAGCGGUGAUAGAGGACGCGAGAAAUUUCUUCGAGCGGAAAAGUACCGAGAAGGAAGCAGCACGGAAUAAGCAAAACGAAGGCAGAUUCGAGAGGAUUGUAAAGGAAACAUCCAACAUCCUCGGCAAGGCGUGCAACGUCGUAAAGGGCAGUCUGGGUUUCGAGGCGAGGUCAGAAAGUUCUGAUCUCGGUCUCGGUUCCGAAUCCGGUAGCGAUUCCCGAAGAAGAUCGGUGGACGAUGGUAUCGAGGACGAUCGGCCGUCAAGAAACGUCGGAAGCACCAAUAAUUCAGCGACGCUGAGAACGGGCGACGGUAAAAAAUCACACACCAAUCUCACCAGGUCUAGAAGCUGCAUGGACUCGAUAGAGUGCCAAGACGACGGUCAAGAGUUCGAUCAUGUGCGUUACAAGAUCGUCAAGUCGCAUAUGUUCAGCAAGAACAUGUUCAGCACCGCCCGGGGCGACGUCACAUACGAUGGACUGAUGCAAUAUCUGCGCGAGUAUUCGUUCCAAGAAUUGCUAAUGGACAACAACGUUGUUAUCAUUGAGCCGGUUCGCGCCGAGCCGGUGGAGCGAAAAUCGUCGCCAUUGGCCAGGGUUGAACCUACGUGCAAAGUCGCCGGCACGAUCCAGAAGAAGACGGAGAAUUGCGAAAGAAAUGACGAGCGAUCCGAGAGCACCGGCGGCACCGCUAAAAGCUCCAGGCAGUCGUCCAUCAGAAAACACUUCUUCUAUCAACCUAUACGGGUGAACCGUGAGCUGAUUGACGAAGAGUUACCAGAUCCGGAUACCGUCAGAAACGUGAGACGCAUGUUCGAGAACACUCUCGAGAAAAAGAAAAGUAUAUCCGACACCGAGUUCUCCAGAGACGACAAGACAAGGAGGAGUGUCAGCAUGAAGGAUCUGACUAGCAUGGACGACAGUCGAUACGACGAAAUGUCCGACAAGACACGCGAAGAAUCCAGAUCCAGAUGUUCCAGCAGAGCGAAAGAUCUCACGAGACUCUUCGAGACCAAGUCCACGUCAUCGACCGUUUUUGUCGCCAAGGAGGAACUCGGAAGUCCGCGAUGUGAGUCGAAAACGAGAAUCCUCGCGCAAAGUUUCGAAGCUAGAAGCGGAAACACGUCACCAAGCGGUUCUAAUUGUUCAAAGAACAAGGUCGGCCGUUACCAUCAUCAUCAUCAUCAUCAUCAUCACCAUCACCAUCAAAAUUGGGAUUCCGGCAGUGUGAGUUCCGGGGUGUCCAGCGAUUAUCCCGACACUGAUCCUGGGAGUGGCGCCCAUUGUACGUCAUCCGAUGACGAGGACGUAAAUUGCAAUGAUGACGAUGCAGGCGCGAGUGGUCCGGGGCAUUAUGUGUCCCAAGACGUGUUGAGGAAGAUCCGUGAAUGCGGUACCUCCGUAACUUAUUACGGUGGGAAAGUGGUCAACAUGCAUAACGGGCCAUUGGUAUCGCCGUUGAUCGGCAAUGGGUUCAAACUAAUCGAUAAAUCAAACGAUUACGUGAAGUUCAAGUUGGUGAAGAGCAACUCUUGCGAUAGCAGACUGGAGUUGACCGGCAGACUCAUCGAAGGACAACCGUCGCGUCGCAAUCGCGACAAAUGUGGCGAUCUCAGACAAUGUACAAUCGCGGAGACACCCAGUAUCGAGAUUACGACGAUCGACAACAGGCAAAAGGAUGAGGCACAGAGGAACGAAGGUAACGAGGAAAUCACACAGGUGCAACGGGAGCCGCCAGUGGUAAUUGGUCUAGAACCAAAGAAGGAAGAUUCCAAGGAAUCAAGGAAAACCUUCAAAGCUGACUUUAAGCUGGGCGAUCUAGACGACUUGAAAUCCAAUUAUCCGAACAGAUUCAUGCCAAGUGCAUUGACGAGAUGGGAGGUGAACUCGAGCUGGAAGAUCGGUGAUGAUUUCGGCAAAAUGGAAUUUGAGGAAUUCGAGGUGCUCGAGGAUAGUCUCAAUGGGACUAACGGGCAAAACUAAUACACGCAAGCAUCCUAAAUGGGAAAUCUUUUGUAUGAUAUAUAAUUCUUUAAUGCGAUUGAGACGGACGAGAAUAGAAGAUAACGUUAUUAUUUUUAAUGACGUUACGUGAAGAUAAAAUUUCUUGAUGCUACUGAAAAUAAUCUUUCUUUUUUUUUUUUUGUGAAAAAGAAAACGGUAUUCAGUUUACGGAAAGAUAACUUUCAAUCGAAUAAACAUUGCUGAAAAUAGAAUAAGAAUUUUUUAAAGAUAUGUUUCCGCCAACAAAUAACGAAAAUGUCGCAAGAGAAUAUGUUGAUAGUCAAAAUAAUUUAUUGGGUACGUAAGUGCUAUCAAUCAAUUAGUUUAUUAUUCCAAGUGGAUAAGUCCACACGAGUCAUAUUAGAGCAGGUAAUAAAUUUUAAUAUGUAUUACAACAUAAUACAUUAAAGAUUCAAUGUAUUAUUGCAUACAAUAGUAUUGCACAAAGCACGAAUGAUCGAUGUAAUUUGAAUGUACUAAAUGUAUAAUAAAUAAUAAUAUGUGACAAUC
This is a messenger RNA of Monomorium pharaonis (pharaoh ant), 6957 nucleotides long. RefSeq lists its product as uncharacterized. The transcript is spliced from 7 exons. The record is from RefSeq and is a predicted model, not a curated record. Bases 2992 to 6426 code for a protein of 1144 amino acids. Lineage: Eukaryota; Metazoa; Arthropoda; Insecta; Hymenoptera; Formicidae.